Dermatophagoides pteronyssinus (European house dust mite) is the source of this 985-nucleotide messenger RNA. RefSeq lists its product as uncharacterized. The record is from RefSeq and is a predicted model, not a curated record. Lineage: Eukaryota; Metazoa; Arthropoda; Arachnida; Sarcoptiformes; Pyroglyphidae.
UUUUACAAGAAAAUCAAUUUUUUUUUAGAAAAAUGUUUAAAUUUCAAAUUAUUACAUCAUUUGUCAUCAUGAUGAUGAUGAUGACAAUCGACAUAAGUGAUGGCCAAUAUACAAAAGCAAAAAAUUGUUCCAUUGAUAAUUUUGAUCAAAGUUUUGCCCGUGCAUACGGUCAUUUUGGUGUCGAUAAACUUAAACUACCAACAUCGGCUGCUGAAUUGAAAACAUAUUGUAAAGAUAUUUUUGCUAAUAAAGUUUAUUCAAAAGAUUUUGGCACCCGUUGUUUGCUUGGUACAUCACAAACAUUAUUAAAUCUACAGGUUUAUAAUGUUGAUCGUGUGAAUAAACCAUAUUGUGCUAAAAAUGGAAAGAAAAAGGAUGAAUUUAUAAGUUGGUCAAAAUGUGGUAAUGCAGCCAAAUCGGAAACAAAAAAAUGCUGGAAAAGUAUGAAUGAUGGAAUGCAUCAAGCACGUAAAGUAUUGAAUACAAAAUCUCGUAUACCAAUUGUUUGCUGUAAAUAUUAUGCCUGGAUUAAAUGUAAUAGUGCUGCAUGGCGUAAAGUAAAAGAAUGUGAUGAUAAAUCUAUACAAGGCUAUGAAGAUCUUAUUCAUCGUUCAACAGUUGAUUCAAUGAAUUUAAUCUGUAAUCGUUUUGAAGAUGAUAAUGAAAAAUGUGAAAAAUAUUAUGAAGAAUUACCUAAAACUAAAGCAAAAAAUGUUCGUGAUAUUGCUAUUACAUAUAUUUUCGAUAUAUUUGAAUCAUUAUAAAUUUGAAUUGGAUUGAAUUGGAUUGAAUUGAUUUUUUCAAAACCAAAAUAAUUUGAAAUCUUAACCUUGAAUUUAACAAAUCGCACGCACACACACUUCAUUUGUACUUUUUUCUUGGUUGAUUAUAAUCUCUCUUUAAUUCUGUUUAAACUAAUAAUUUUUAUUUUCUUCGAAUAAACUACAAGAAUUUGUACUGUCAAGUUCAUUCCAAAAAAAAAAAA